GGCAGACCGCAGCGGCGGCAGUCGAGUGUUAGCCGGCCGCCAAGUCUGUUCAGGAGUGACUAUCGUCGCUUGCGAGCACCCUGUCCGCCAGCUGCGUUUCUUCACUGAAAACCGGCAUCCUUCGGCCCCUUUCGUGAACCCUGUCGAUGGCCAGCGACUGCGCGUCGGUCGAGUGCGAACCCUGAACAGUACAAACCCUGACGAACGGUUCGCCGGUGCACUCGUCACGUACCCUGCGUACAUACCCCGCGAGUGCGGUGUGCUCUGGUCGUUGUUGCUGACCUCCACAGUCGGCGACCGAUCAGAUUCCGAAGUAGAAAUUGUUGAUUCUUUCGGUGGUCGAGUGCGGUGAAGUUCAAUCGUUUGCGGAUUUUUUGCGACAACUCGCUUGACCCAACAUGGAUGUGCUGCCCAGCGGAAACAUCUUCCAGGAACUGCAAGACAUCCACGACACAGGCUACUUCUCGGCCCAGCCAUCCCUCGAGGACCACUGGCAUCAGAACUGCUACGAAAUGGAGCGGUACCUGAAGGAGGAGCCGAAGCUGCAGAGCUACAAGAAGCUGCCGACAGACCUGGACACGCCGUGGAACAUGUUCUCGGCGCCGGUGGUGGUGACGGCGUCGUGGACAACGACGCCGACGGUGGCCGAGGCGGUGGAGGAGGCGGCGACCGUGGACAUGGCGGACGCGCACCUGGCGUCGGCCGACGAGGACGACCGGCUGAGCCUGGACGAGCUGCACCUGGAGGUGGGCGAGGAGGAGCGACUGCACUCGGACUGCGCCAGCCUCAGUUCGGCGAGUUCGUGGGACAGCAGUAAAGAGGGCGAAGGUGGCGAGUCGUCGCUCGAGCUGCGGUUAGCGCACCAGUCCACCCUGACGCCACCUUCGAGCCCCGAAUCAGGGGCGCACAGUAGCAGUAGUAGUGGCGCGCCGAGUCCGGCGGGCCCCCGAUCCAAGGGCGCCAUGCUGAGGCUGUCCGUGGCCGCCUCCAGAGCCGCCUCCUCCUCCUCCUCGUCGUCCAGUGCCUCCUCCUCCGUGGCCAGGUUGCUGGCGCCCGCCACCUUCCACCCCAACAGACUGCAGGCCGACCACUCGCCAGACUCCAAGCGGAGAAUCCACAAAUGUCAGUUCCCCGGCUGUAAAAAGGUCUACACCAAGAGCUCGCACCUCAAGGCGCACCAAAGGACGCAUACAGGCGAGAAGCCGUACCGCUGCUCGUGGGAAGGUUGUGAGUGGAGGUUCGCCCGGUCCGACGAGUUGACGCGUCACUACAGAAAACACACGGGCGCCAAACCGUUCAAGUGCCGGCACUGCGACCGCUGCUUCUCGCGCUCGGACCACCUGGCGCUGCACAUGAAACGCCACGCGUAAUCCUGUACAUACACACCUAGCGUUAGACAGACAGACAGAGAUGAUUGUGUUAAUAAUUAAGAUACCCAUGACCCUCCCCAAGCACUGCCAUACUCUCUCCAGGGAUACAUUAUUACAUAAACACGAUAAUCGGGGCCAGUGUAUGUGUGUAAAUCUGACGCGCUAUUCAUCUCAUGUAAAUAUGCAGAAAAAAACACGAGAAAAGUCUCCCAGGAAGACACCGCCGGUCUUUUUGUAUGUUGUUUUAAAUUUUAUAUAGAGAGAAAGAGAUAUAAUUUUGUUUGUUCUGCUAUAUUUGAAAUUUUAUUGUGUUCAAUUUCCUUCUAAAUUAUUGAAUAAUUAGGUUUAAAUUAAAUUUUACGGUUUAAAUUAUUAUAUUGUCGGUUUGACGUACCUUUCUGAUUUACCAUCAGCGUCAGUAUUCUUGUGUUACCAGUAUUUUAGGAAUCUAAGUUUUUUGCUAUUCACUUUGUGAUUACAAAUUAAAAUAUUAUUAUUUUUCAAGUCUAACUUUAUUAUAUAUAUUUGGUGUAUAAUUUUAUGAUUUGUGUACUGAUAUAAAUGCAUAUUAUAUAAAUAAUUUUAUUUUUGUACGUCAUUCAAACUGAUGAAUAUGGCAAAUCGAUAGUUCCCACCGCGACGUUAUGUUCUGGAAGAGAUUUUUGGCAGAGGGUAUGAAUUAAUUAUCGCAAUCCAAAUCAAGCAAAAUUCUUUAUAUAUAAAAAACUGACGGACACGAAGAUCAAGAGAGUUCAAUGUGUUUCAUUGAGACGCAGAAAAAUGGUUAUUUAAAAAUUGUGAUGAACUUCUAUUUAAGAUUAGGAUGGGUAUUUUGUAAAUAUAGGAUAGUGAUAAAGUGUUAAUCAUAGUGUUUUUUAAUUAAACUUUGAGAAUUUAUAAAUUGAUUACUGAUAAUUGUACACGUAGGAAAAAAACUAUGCAAAAUAAUCUGUUUCCUCAAUCAUGGGCCAUUUCAUCAUCAGAUCGAAACCAAAUUUGUUUGUGUUACUCGUAAAAUCUGGCGAGGGUAAAAUCAUUUCCAAAGACUUAAAAAACUGCUUUUCGUUUUAUAAUUAUAUAACUUUAUAUACUCUAAGCACACCUUAAGUUAUUGAUGAUCACAGAUCAAAAAAACUAGGAGGACUUUCCUGCAAAAACCAUUCAACGUCCGAAUUUUUCCAAAGAAAAAGUCUUCCCUCGAGAUAAUAAUCGACAAAGUGAAAAUUCAGAGAUUUGGAUGAAUACGAAGCACAAAAUUAUUCUUCAAGAACGCAGCACAAAUUAUAUAAAGUUUUUAGAAACAUAUAAAAUACUCUCAAGUGGAAGGUUUUUCAGGAAUUACUCCCGGUUUUAAUGUAAAAGAUGGGCCGGCAUAAGAAAUAUAGAUUCAGUUCUAGUUGGUAAUAGUAAUUGUCAAAUCAAUCCAGGCAGUUUUUCGCUUGCUCAGUGAUCAUGGCACCCACUUUUCUCAAAUCUGCAGAGAAAUAAAUUUAACACGCGAAAAUGAAACAUUUAAAUUUCACAUCCUCACCUACAGUUAAUUAAACUCUUGGUGGUUUCUCUAUAAUUCUUCUCGUAUGUCGAUUCGAUUUUGAUUGCUUAGCUUUAGUUCUUUGGAGCAAUUAGUUGUAACGGAUUUAGUCUGUAUUGUAAUCAUGUGUAGCAGGAACUAAAGUUUUUUGAAAUAAACAUACAAAAAAAAACGAAACACACAAACACACACUCUCGAUUUCUUACUGUGUACGAUAAUAACAAAAAAACAAAAAUCCGCAAGAAAAGAGAAUUAAACCAUUGAUAAAUAAGAUACAACGAUGAUGGAUGUUCAACUUUUAAAUUGUCUUAUAUAGAAAUUUUGGAUUUUUGAUGUUGAAAAAUAUCUCUCUUUGGUUUCUAGACGCACAUAUACGCAUCAAGAUUGUAGAGAGCGCGCUAUCCUCGGUGGUAGAACAUGUGGAUGCUGUUGAUUCACGAGACAAAAAAAAGUAAUGUCAGUUAUUUUUCCAAAAUGAGAGAAGAUAUUGUGAGAGAUUAAGCAAGGAUUCAAUAGAAGCAAAUGGGACAAUUAUCUUGAUAUUUUUAUAAAAAUGGUUUUUUUAAAGACACACAAAUAUUAGCACAAGCGCAGCACCUGCAUUGGAAUGGAAACGUGACGAAAUGAUGAUAAGAUGGAUUGAAAUUUAAAGUUUUUUACUUUUAUGAACUGUUUUUGUACAGACUUAAAUAUGUAAGGUUAGGCUAUAGGAAGGCAAGAUCGCAAAGACGAGAAAAUUCCCACUUUUCGCCUCCAGUGCGAGGCAAAAGUGGAUGGAAAAAAAUUAUAAAAAAAUCCUAGUGUAUAAUAUCGUUGUUGUCGAUGCAUUAAACUACAAAAAAAAAUAUUGUGCCAUGAUUUGUUGCACAAAAUAAAUUUCAACUGCGUAUUCUCGUGAGAAAUAGUUUUGUACGCAUUCGGCAGUGUUUGGUAAAAGCAAACGCGACGUGUUUUUCUGUUACCGGCGAUGGAGAGAAAGAGAGUUGCAUCUGCGUUCCCCCUCUUCGAUUUCCAAUAAUUCACUGUCAUUAAUAUAUUCCCGAUAAUUUUUAAUAGUGUAUCAACAUUUUGCAAUAAGGACUAGAUUUAUAUUUAUAAGUUCAAUUUUUGUACAACUUAUGAUUAUGCGUAUUACAUAUUUAAGGAUUUUUAUAAUUGAAAAACCGCGAAAAUAAACAUUCAACUCCGCUACACACUUGAUUGUUUGGUUGACUGAUUAAUUUUUUUUUUUAAAUCUCUUCGCUAAGUACGAAUAUACGUGAGAAAAUUAUUUUUACGCGCAAUCAUGUACAGCCUGGGGGAAUUCCAAAUUGAAAUUGAGUGAAAUCUGCGCGGCAAGAAGUGAUAAACUCCAUUGGUGAAAAACUAUCAAACCUGAUUUGGAAAGAUAUAUUAGCAGACUGAUUGAGGAACCAGGAAUUGAAAAUAAAAAUGUAUUCGUGAAUUGAUUGUAAACUCGUUCGAGUGGAAUUUCGAAAUAAUCCAACAAAACUCAGUCAUUCACCAUAACACAGAAUAAUUAUCUCUCCGGCAUGAAAAUCAACCCCACGAAAUGUCACUGGAGUAUACAAUAAUAUGUAAGAUGAAAAAAUGUGAGAUAUUCCCUCAGAGUAGCACUGUAAAUUUAGGAGAAAGGAUUUAUAUAUGAAAAUUAUAAGAAAACUCGUCGGGAAAAAUGUACAAUUGCGGUAUGGGAAAAUGAGGAAAAAUUGUGUGUAAAUUUAAGGAUAAUGUGCAUGUCAUUGAGUGAAGAUAAAAUUAAAUAAAGUAUGUUCCUGUUAUAUGUUUCGAAA
Molecule: messenger RNA, 4694 nt
Organism: Neocloeon triangulifer
Lineage: Eukaryota; Metazoa; Arthropoda; Insecta; Ephemeroptera; Baetidae
Product: Krueppel-like factor 6
Exons: 3
Coding region: 399-1370 (323 amino acids)
Biological process (GO): regulation of transcription by RNA polymerase II
Molecular function (GO): RNA polymerase II cis-regulatory region sequence-specific DNA binding; DNA-binding transcription factor activity, RNA polymerase II-specific
Source: RefSeq, a predicted model, not a curated record